UAUAGUGGUAAUCGCGUCACGAUUAGUGACGGUAGUACAAUAAUUAAUACUGGCUUGAAAUUGUUAACAAAACUGUCUGGUAACCACGUCAUAGUACGAAAAACAAAUUUGAGUUUGUUGUGUCAAUAUAAUAAUACAUUCAGACCUAUAUAUAUAUGUACACACAUAUAUACUUAUAUUCGGCGAACCAAUAGUUUUCAACAGGGCCCGCGAUGAAUUACGCAAGACGACGGUGAGUUAAAGGUGGGAUUGACUUCAUAUUAUAAUGAACGAUCACACCUAUAGACGAAGGUGCGAAGCCGAAACACAGUUUUACCAGUGUGAUUUGUGCAACAAGUCCUUUUCCAAUAGCACCUAUUUGAUUGUACACCGGAGGGUGACUCACUCAGGUGAGAAACCAUACUCGUGCAACUUGUGCGAAAAACGGUUCAAUCAAAGCUAUAAUCUGACGAAGCAUCGGCGGAUACACAAUUGCAAAAAACGGUACGAGUGCGACGUGUGUGACAAGCAGUUUGCAGUUAAAAGCAGGUUGGUCGUUCAUAAUAGGAUACACACGGGUGAGAAACCAUUCCUGUGUGAAGUGUGCGGUAAGUUAUUCUGUUACAACAAUAGUUUGAUAAAUCACAAGCAGACUCAUAUGGGGGAGAAAUCAUACUCGUGCGACGUGUGUGACAAGUGGUUUGCAGUUAAAAGCAGGUUGGUGGUUCAUAAGAGGAUACACACGGGUGAGAAACCAUUCCCGUGUGAUGUGUGCGGUAAGGUGUUUAGUUACAAUAGCACUUUGAUGAAUCACAAGCAGACUCACGCGAGCGUGAAAACGUUCCCGUGCGAAGUGUGCGACAAGCUGUAUUCAAACAAAGACACGCUGAUGAUUCAUAUGAGGAUACACAAGGGUGAGGAAAAACCAUACACGUGUAUCGUGUGUGGCAAGUCAUUCACGCAAAAAAGUAAUAUGACUAUACACCAUAGGUUGCACACAGGCGAGAAACCAUUCUCGUGUGAAGUGUGCAACAAGUCAUUCAAUCAAAGAAUUCAUUUGACGCUACACCAAUGGAGGCACACAGGCGAGAGAUUAUACCCAUGCGACGUGUGUGGAAAAUCGUUCACACAAAGCUACACCAGGAAGAGACACCGGUUGAUUCACUCAAAACUCAUUAGAGAUAUUUGAUCUAUGAAUUAGACAGAGUUAAAGUUGGGUGUCAUCAAGUUACGAUUCGCUGUUCUUGUGUAAUUAGUAUUGGUGAUUUUUCUCUAUUGCAGUUAGUUCUUACUAGUAGAUAGUAAUAAAUUGCUAUUGUUUUUUUUUUUUUUUUGUUUUGAUGGCCUAUGACGAAAUCACCAUUGUUGUUUUUAAUUUUCCAUUUAAUGUUUUUAAAAAUAUCAUUGCACCUGCACACAAUUUGAUUAAUGUGCAACGUUCACGAAUAUAAAAUGUAUAACACGUAUUAAAUCUGUACUGCUGAUAACUAAACCGCGGUUAUAUAUUAAUUAUUCAGAUUUCAUAUUAGCCAUUAGCUCUUGAGUUUAUUAUUAAAUUAUCGGUAAUACGACAGUUAUAACUGGCUUCAAAUUCUGGAAAUGUCAAUACAUUAUUAACAUAACCGUGAGUUUGUUAUGUUAUUAUAACAAUACAUUUAACUUAUAUAUUUGGCGAACCUAUAGUAAUCAGCAGGACCCAAUAAAACACGCGAUACGGCGUCGACGGUACCAGUGAGAUUGACAUCAUACUAAAAUGAACGAUUCCACCUGUAGCCGAAAGACGUGCGAGGCCGAAACACAGUUUUAGCAGUGUAUUAAAUUAUUCUCCAACAUCACCUAAUUGACUGUACACCAAAGGACGACGCACUAUGAUGAGACACCAUUGGCAACGUGUGCGAUAAACGGUUCAGUCAAGUCAAAGAUAACAAUAAUCGGUAUGAUCUAACAAAACAUCGGCGGAUACACAAGGACGAGUAUCGAUACCCGUUCGACGUGAGUGACGAGUUUGAAAAUAAAUUAAUAAUAUAUUCAUUUGAGGAUACACACGGAGAAACCAUACCACAUAAGGUGACGUGUGUGGCAUGUAGUUUGCUGAAAGAGGGAACAUAAUGACACACCGGUGGAUGCUGAUCUGUGAUAUUUUAAUGUAUGGAUAGGACAUAGUUAACAUUGGGUUUCAUCGUCUUCUGGUUAGGUUCAGGUACUAUAUUUACGUAUUAAUUUUUUAGUAUAGUUGUUUCUUAACGCAAACUAAUAUUUUUUAUUCAUAAUUUAUUUCAAUUAUAUGCAUUUUUAUAUUUUUUGUUUAGCGAAUAUCCUGGGGUAGUUUCUAACUAGUUGACCUCAAAUUCAAAAAUAUAUUUGUAUUAAUAAAAUUAUUCAGAAAAAUAUUCUUUUCAGCUGGUUUUUUAAAUUAAAAACGUAUAACGAUAAUAUAAUGCAAGGAAUAUAAUUUGGUUUCAAAAACUUUGUGUUCCACAAACUUACAAUCGUAAAGAAAAAUUACCAUUUUUUCAAUAACAAUGCCUUUAACUAAGAAAAUUUGUGUUUAGAGUUAUAAUAUUAAGAAUCACCUAAAUUAUACAAAUAGUAGGUGCGUAAUAAUUCGUAGGACCCUCGAUAGAAGUGCGAAUAAAACAGCUUCGGAGUUUCUAUUUGUGUCUUG
Metopolophium dirhodum (rose-grain aphid) is the source of this 2644-nucleotide messenger RNA. Its product is annotated as zinc finger protein 271-like. Lineage: Eukaryota; Metazoa; Arthropoda; Insecta; Hemiptera; Aphididae. The record is from RefSeq and is a predicted model, not a curated record. The coding region runs from base 266 to 1168 and encodes 300 amino acids. The transcript has a single exon.